Lachancea fermentati is the source of this 2664-nucleotide messenger RNA. The record is from the annotation of a GenBank genome assembly. Lineage: Eukaryota; Fungi; Ascomycota; Saccharomycetes; Saccharomycetales; Saccharomycetaceae.
AUGUCUUUGGCAGUCCCGAAACCUCCGUUUAAAGUCAAAGCUCAAUACUCUUGGUCCGGAGAAACUAAGAAUGAUCUCGGUUUUUUAGAGAAUGAUAUUAUAGAAGUGACUAAAAUCAAAGGAAACUGGUUUUACGGAACUUUGUUAAGAAACUCGAAAAAAUAUGGUUACUUCCCCAUAAAUUAUGUCACAAUCAUUCAAGAAAGGUAUAAUAAUUAUGGGACCCCACCCCCUUCAACAAAAGAGGAACGUAAAUCAAAUUCCUCUCAAAACCAUUUUGCGCAGUCAAGGCUUCCUCCAAUACCUAAUCGGGAGAUCGAUAUCAAGAUGAAACAGUACGAUAGGUUACCAAGUUAUCAGCCUCGCAUGAAGGCUGGUAUUGACGAAUAUCAUAGAGGUUCACCCCAAGGAGUAGAUUCUAGCCUCCCACGUUUAAGAACAAGUGAAAAACAAAAUGUCUCUAAUAAUUUUCAACUGCCUCAGUCAUAUUCGACGUCCAAUAUUCCUUCGAUGGGAACCAGACCUCAUACUAGCCCACGUUAUUCUCGGCCUACGCAGGGAGGCUCGAAUAAAUUAUCCAAAGCAGUUUCCAGUGGUAACAGCAGUCAUCUUAAAAAUGAUGCACUACCUCCAUUACCUCCAAUACCAUCCUUAGAUGUACGUGCCAGACAUAAAGCUUCGUUGCCAAAAUCUUUCUCUUCUAACGAUUUACCUAAUCCCUCCGUGUCUCCAAUAGAACCUGAUACAAGAAAGUCAUAUUAUAGAUCAAGCGCAGAUUUUUAUGAUCAUUACGGACUACAAACAAAUUCAGAUGAUCCUUCUAGUGUGUUCUCACAUUCUCAAUACUUGGAUGAUUCAGUAGCUAGCAGCGAAGAUAGUUUUGCUUUGAUGAGCGACUUCAGCGCCACAAGUGCCGGGAGUCUAGCAAGACAUCGGUUUGCACGCUCCUUCAAUGAUUCACUGGAGAAAUCUCGCAUCGGUGAAGAUGAAGGGGAGGUCAAUCGAAAGGGGUUAGCUAGUUCUUCAAAAUUUGGCGGAAUGUUCAAAAAGAUUUUGGCCAGAAACACUGAUUCAUCGCCUUCUACUCCAACAGAUGAUUAUCCUAGGCUACCCAACUUGGCUUCGCUUCAGUUGAGCUCAUCAAAUAAUGAAGCACAUGGUUGGGUUGAAGCGAAAGCGCAGUUACAUCGUGCUCAAACGCUCAGCAGUAGAGAGAGACAUGAGAGACAGAUGAGAGCUUUGGAAGAAAAUAGAGACAUUGUUUUACAUCCGCAAGAAUAUAUUAAUGAGGAUAUUAACACGAACGAAGUGAGACACGGACGUAAGCCUGGUCUCGUUGAUAUUGAGCUAAGUUCCAUUGACUACGAGUUUAUAAACGAGAUGACAAAAAAAAGGGCUCGCAAAGGUGGUAUGCAUUCUAUCGAAUCUUUUACUAGACAGGUAUUUUCAUCGGCCUAUAAGUCGCACAUUCAAAAACUCUGUGGCGUUUUUAUGUUUUGCACGGAAACCUUCAAGCUAAUUGAUGACAAUGGCAAAACCAAUUUCGGUGCUGAGCCUGUUAAACUUGAUAAAAUACUCCAUAAAUCAUAUUGUACACCUUACGAAUUAACGUGGAUUUUUAAGAGAAUGUCUAAUGCUUUGGGUAUUCAUUGUGAGAUAGUAAUCGGAUUCCUAAAAACACCUGGUGCGAAUAAUUUAGAAUUCAAAUUCAAUCAUUGUUGGCUUAGAAUUCUUGUCAAUGAGGAAUGGCGUUUUGUCGAUGUCAUUUUAGGUAAUAUCACAAAUCCUAUUCAUGAGUACAUUAAUAACAGGACACCUGAUAAAGCUGAACAUUUUUAUUUUUUAGCGCCACCAUUGCAACUAAUAUACACACACAUACCACGGCUGUAUCAGGAACAACAUAUUAUUCCGGUGAUUGACCAAAAUAUUGCCCUAUGCCUUCCUGUCGUCUUUCCAUCAUUCUUUAAGAAUGAAUUAAAAUUGUUCAGAUUUAGCAAUGGUUUGUUAAAAAUGCUAGACACUCAAAUUUUCGAGUGCUCUCUUUUAAUUCCUAAUGAUGUUGAGCUUUUUUCCGCUGUCGUGGUGGAAGGUAAGGACUGUGAUAAGUAUAAGGGUCUGGACCUUUCGCUCGUUCAAAUUAGGCAUCGAAAGAAAGAACGGAUCGCAAUAAUCAAGGCUGUCUUGCCAGUUGGGGCAUCCAAAGGGAUGCUCCACAUUCAUUCUGGUGUAAGAGGUGCACAAACUACAGUGGCUAACAUUCAUCCACUAUCAUUGAUAAUUCCAUUGGAGCAUAGUGGCUUAGAGAAAGACUAUGAAUUUGUUGUCAGAACUCCUUCCAAGACGGUUCAAAAGAUUGAGAUGUACAUUAAGAAACCUCAAAACAAAUAUUUGGUUUCAGGUCAUGAAUAUACCUUCCAAGUAAUCCAAAGUCCCUGUGAUGGCGUUGUUUACGGAUCGGGAGGCUUUGGCAAGUCUUUUAGACAGGAGCUUGCGCUACAAUCUCCCUCAGGGAAGAUUUAUUUACUAAAGAAAAAUGAUCCUAAUUUUGAUUUUGGCACAUGGGAAAGCACUUUGACACUUAACGAGCCAGGUUUGUGGAUUGGCCUUGUCACUUCGGACACUGGUGCUGGGUGGUGUUCAUAUGCAAAAUGGUGGUGCAUAUGA